Molecule: messenger RNA, 15419 nt
Organism: Leptinotarsa decemlineata (Colorado potato beetle)
Lineage: Eukaryota; Metazoa; Arthropoda; Insecta; Coleoptera; Chrysomelidae
Gene: tweek
Product: transmembrane protein KIAA1109 homolog tweek
Biological process (GO): synaptic vesicle endocytosis
Source: RefSeq, a predicted model, not a curated record
UUACUAAUGUCAAAAAUGUUUAUUUAUUUGUUAUGGAGUUAUCGUUAAAUGUGAAUAAUCGAUAUUUAGUCGACUGAUUACUAAAAAUAUUUCAAUGCAAAGUUUAUAUUUGCCAUAUUUUGACACACAACAUUAGUGGGAACAAUCAUGGAAAUGGAAACGACAGUUAAGUCUCAGAUAUCCAUACCUUUAUUCAAUGUAUCUUCCAAACACUUGAAUUUGGAAGACAUAAAAAUGGACUCAAACUUUGCUAUGUUAUUAUGUAGUUUGGUAUUUGCCGUAUCUUGGGUUAUUUACAUCACAUACUAUAACUCCAGAGUUGUGGGAUAUAUUAUAACAAAAACAGUGAAUAAGUUGUUCAUAGGUGAAGGUUUCUUCAAAAUUGGAUCAUUAACUAUCAAUGUACUAUCUGGCAAGACUAUGUUCAGAGAUGUAGUAUACAUAACACCUGAUUACACCAUAAGGGUGCAGGAUGGAUACCUUAUAUUCAGAUGGUGGAGAUCUUAUGUACCUAAAGAUGUUAGUGAAGAUCUUUCUCACUCUGAUACAAGAUUGUCUGUUAUGUUGAAUGUUUUUGAACUUCAUGUGUAUAAUAGAUCCGAGGUAUAUGCCAGACUAGAGAAGAUUUUUGGACUGGACCUAAAUAUUUUUCCUAAUAAUGACAAUAAAGUGGAAGUAGAAGUUGAAAGAAAUGAAAAUGAAACAGCUCCUAAAAAAUCAACCAAAAAACCGAAACCAGAAGCAGCUAUGGCUAAAACUUGGCGAGAUUUGAUACCAGUGAUAAAAUGUGAUGUUUCUUCUAGUCGUAUAGUUUUUGGAAACCGUCUUAUACCCACUACACUCAGUAUAACAUUUGAAGAGUCUCAUUUUGUUUAUUCAACUAAACCAGCUGCAUGCACUCUUGAUCGAUUUAUGCAUUUUGUGAAAUGUAAAGCUGAAAAUGUUAAAGUUAUGCUUGCACCAAGCAUAAAAUACACAGCUGCAUUAAGGAAUUUAUCAAGAAUUCUGACUACCAAUAUUGUCAUUUUCAACUUUGGAGUCAUUAAAAGUUUAUUAUUUUAUACAUGUAAUUGCUUGUGCUUUUUUCCAGGUCUUGAACCAGAAGAACCUGUCCAAAUUACUCUGACUAAUGGAGAAAUAGUAGAGCCCAGUCCGCCUCAAUGGGGAGUGGAUAUCAAAUGUGGAAAAGGAACUGACUUCAGCUAUGGUCCUUGGGCAGAUCGGCAAAGAGAACACCUGUUUAAAUUUUUUUAUCCUCAAGAUUUUCUGCCCAUGGAGGUGACAGAAACCACGAAACCUGGUGAAAAACGGCAGAUGCAAUCAUUUGAUGUCAGACUGCUAAUGCAAAAUGAGGCAACAAUUGACAUACUCUUUACCAAAGACAAAGAAACGAAUGCUGUGCACAUUAACGUAGGUGCUGGAAGUUACUUAGAGGUUACCAUUCCAUGGGUUACUACCACCGCAGGUUAUACCACUACUAUCAAAGGUCAACUCUUACACUUAGAAGCAACAACUAGUUUGCAAUUCAGACACUUUGUUGAGAGCGAAACAUUGGAGUUUUGUGUGCUGUGUCACUAUCCAUUAAUAUGGAAUGAUCACCAGUUAUGGGAGGUCAAUUUAACGGGGUGUAAAGCCUCAGUGAACCUAAUUUUUUUUCAUAAAUGGUUCUUCACAGAUUUAAUAAACGAUUGGGCUUCUAAACAACGCCCGGACUUGACACAUUUUGUGCCAUAUACUUGGCGUUUCGGAUUAACUCUUAAACACUGUGAAUUAUUAACUCAAGUUAACCAGUUCAACUGGAUAGAUUGUGGCAGCGUUGGUCAACAUAACAGAUUGGAAAAUACUCAGUUGGCUCUGUGUGCACAUUUUUUACACCUUUCUUUCGAUCUACCAUUUGACGAGUUCUUGCCUGAGACAUUACCAGUUAAUUUAUCAAUACAGGGUGAAAGUUUAGAUUUAAGUUUAUUUAUACCAGAGUAUCACACUAGUCGUAAUAUUGUUUUGGCAUUGGAAAAACAUGCCAAAGUACUCUCAAAAGAUGGUUCUACUACUAAGAAGACUGAAGUAAUACCAAAGUGGAGAAACAUCUGUCAGAAUAGUGCUGGUUGGGUAGAUUUCUGGUGGGUACCAAUUGGAGCUAUAAACAUACUUUACACCUACCAUCCUUGUCCCCCUUUAGGCCCUCAACCCCAAGCUGACAUUUCUACACCUGUCAAGGAAGAAAUACUUUUAUCACCAAUUCGUUUUCCACACCAGCGGAAACAUAAAAAAAUAUCACCUGAAGGAAACCAAAAAUUCGAUCCGACAACACUUGCAGCUGAUACUGUCAGUGUUGAACUGGAAAUAGGACCAUCUGUUAUUUUGCUGUAUGGGACAGCACUGAAGAAUUUCAUGAAUUUCAAGGAAAAUAUUUUUGGAGAAGAUCAGUCAUUCACUGACAUGCAGCAGGCUAUGGGCUCUGAUAGUAAUACUGGCUCUGAAUUGAAAACAGAUGAGAGCACUAACGUUAACACCCCCCUUGAUCUCAGAGAUGAUUUUGAUAGUCGUAACUACAGACCUCUGGAAGUAGAUGUAUCUAUAAUAAUGCAUGACGUACAAGGCCACUUGCUUAAAAAUUGCACAGAAAAAGAUCCUCCUUGUCCUGUAAUUCUAGUUGAACGUGUUGGUUUUGAAAUGAAGAAGAGGUAUGACCAGACAGAACUUCAACUAUUGAUAAGCCCAGCAAUACUUUUAGUAUCUGAUAAUUUGCCUCGAUCAUCGAAAGAAAGACACUUGAACCAGGGGAAAUUGGCUCUAUCAUCAUUGCAGAUCCGUGGCCAUGCAAUGUUUUCUGAUGUUGGCCAGUCAUUAGAUCAGGACACUGUCGAAUAUGCAUGGUUAGUCGAAAUUCAAUUAGGUAAACUUAGUGGAAAACUGACUACCCCACAAUUAUAUUCGAUUCUUGCUUGCUUGGAAACUUUAAUUCUUCUGAUCACUGAUGAUGAAAAUGAAAUGAAUUCACCUAAAGAUGACAUUUUACUGAGUCAACCAGUUGUGAAGAAAAAGAGCACACAACAUGUUCAGAAUAUUCAUGUGCAACAUGUUCAGCAAGCUAUUCAGCAAUUGCUACAACCCAAAUAUAAUGCAAAUGUAGUAAACAAAUUGGGUCUACCAUCUACAAGCGUUAAUUCUGCUACUAAAUCAUUUGGGAAGGCAGAUAAAAAAAAAGAGGAAGACAAGAAGGAUUCUGUGAAGAACAAUGUAAUGCCAUCUGAAGAAAAUGAAACUCUAGAUGAGCACAAGUUGAAAUACAAGUUAUGUAGACUUGCAAUUGAUGCUGUUGACUUCUGGUUGGUUGAAUCUGGAGCAGCACUUCAGAUGUGGUUGUCACCAAUUCGCCUGGCAAGUUGUAAUUUGCAUGGAAAACAAGUCAACUCUGGAAUGAGUUGUAUAAUAUAUAGUAUGUCUUUAAGACAACUUGUUUGGCACCCACAUAAGUACAACCAUUCAAAGUUUAGUGUGGAUAACAAUGACCUGUGGCUUGAAGUUGGUGCCGUGAAUUUUGGCCCCAUAAUAAUUGAAUCUGCUAUUUCGGUAGAUGCAAAAUAUCAAAAUAUCCAUAAUAACCAGCAGAAGUUUUUGAAAAUGCACGAUGAUCGGCAUAAAAAACUAUGGUUUUUAUGGCCAGAUCACAACAAAACAACAGGGAAAUGUGGUUGCACUGGGGGAUGUGUAUUUUUUGGAAGUAAUAAAAAUGGAACAAGAUUUUUUAAGCCAAGCAAAAUUGAUUUGGAAGAGGGUAUGAAUAUAGCUGCAUUUAGGGUAAACGACAUAGGGAAAGACCCAGGAUUUGGACAAAGUAUUUUACAUGAAGGGAUGUUGAUAUUUCGUACUCCACCUUACAUAAUCUCAGAAAUAACUCUUCAAGAUAAUCAGAUGGGUUCGAAAUAUCAUAAAAAACAUUGUGAGAGCCCAAAAACUUGUGCUGUUGAGAAUAUAGAAAAAGGAACCAACUCGACUUCCAAUACAAAUGAAAAAAAAGUUAACCGAAGACUCUCUUCUACUUCUAUGAAAAGUACUUUGUUGAAAGAAGUGCCCUAUUCAAGACUUAUUGAAACGAAUCCCUCAAAUUUGCCUAUUAAAUUAGAUAGCGAUUCUAAACUCCAAUGUGACAAAGGUAAACUUGGUGCGGGGCUUGAUGUGUCUGAUCAUCUUCCCAAAAACAGCGUUUCCGAUUCCAAACUGGCUGUGGAUUAUUUCAAUACACCAAUAACUGACCACAAAGAACCAUUCCUUCAAAGUCAGAGUGGCCCGAGUAGCGAUAUUUCAGUUUCUUCCCAACCGCUUUCUAAACCUAUAAACGUCUCAGAAUCUCAUCAUUCAUUGAUAGCUUGUGUUAGUUUAGAAGAAAGGUUUCAGAAGGAGGUUCAAAGAACAACUUCCAUGUCGAGCGAGAAUCAUUCUGAGGCAUUUUUCUCAGCGGACGAAGAUAUUAAUCUCAAUUCCAGAUGUUCCAGUUUGAGAAACUCAAUAUUAAGUUCUGGGGAUACUUUAGCAAGGCAGGAAUCUGGUAGCGUUCCAACUCAGAGAAAAAAGUUCUCCAGUGAACUUAGUAUAGUAACAGAUAGAAACGGAAUAAAUACACAUAAUUUAUCUGGACCUACCACAGCACCAAGUUCUGCUCCAGAAACACAUAGACUGAAACUAUCUACCCACAGAAGUGACCAUGAGAUUCAUACUCCAGAACACAGAAUUUUUGUUUCGGGCAAACAUUUGGAAGAUCAUCCACGCACAGUCCAAGGCUUAGUUAUACCUCAUCGAUAUCCAAUUAUUCGUUCGGCAAGUCCUCGCAUUGUACCAAAUUUUCAGGAAACUAUGAAUUCUAAUCUGAGCAAUGAAAGCACCGAUAACAUCUUGAACGGCACUCUGGACGAUUCAUCGGACACUUAUAGCAAUAACAGCUAUGCAUCGGCAGUGGGUAGUCAAGAAGACUUCACAAUGGUGGAUCUGCACAUGCAAGUCAAUAGAUUGAUUAUUGAUUCUCCAAUGCUCAUGUCGAGUUACGUAACACAUUUGACCCAAGUCAGGUGUAGUAACUGGGGAAAUUCUGGACAAACAGAUCAAUUCUCCCAACCACUAUUUGAGAAAAAUGAUGAAAAUAAAUUGGUGUAUGUUGGAGGCAGAUUUGUGCCCAAUAUGGAAACACUUAGUUGUGGCAUAACUUCUUUGAAAAUGGCAUCAAGGUCUGAUACCUUGGGAACUAAUAAAACACCUACAUCUCCAUAUAUGCAUGUUUGGGAUCAAGAGUUAGAGAAUGAAUCUGGUUCUUUUCAAGAGGAAGAGUUAUUGAGUAAUCAAGUUGAUGCCGGAGCUAGAACUGUGGUUAUUGUUAAACUGAAAGGAGAUUUGGAUGUUAUGAUAAGUCCACUACUUUUGGAAACUUUACAGAGAUUCAUUGAGGCUCUCACUCCUACUGUUGCACAUUUACAUCCGUUAACGGUGAUAAACCAUCUCCAUACUUCAUGCAUUGGACAAAUUGAAUCAGCAAAUAUCUUGAAAACCACUGAGUGUGUUUCAAAGUUAUGUCAGCCUCCUAGUGAAGAUGGUAAAAUUGAACCCCCCAAUAUCUAUGAAGAAACUGUAAAAACUCAGCUACAGGCAGCCAUAUUUUUACCAAAAGUUAAUGUCACCUUUCUGCAAGUAUCAAUUGUUGAAGAAAUAAUUUCUUGCCAAAGAAGUACUUCAGAAAUUCCUGAGACCGGCGGUAGUGAGAAGUGGUAGUAAAAAAGGCCCCAACAGAGCAAAAAUACUUCUAGGAUUUCAAACAAAUACUAAUUCGGAUGUAAUUCAGUGUGAUCCUGUAUUCAUAGAGAGCUGUGAGAAACAACAACAACAAUUAGUUUUUUGUCUGAGCGUAGGUAAGGCCCAUUCUCAACUCAGAAGGUUGAGAAAUGAGAGUUCUAUACUGGAUGAUGCAGUUAUAACGGCCAUUCCUAACUACAAAUCUAAAGUGUUGUUUACACCGACAAAAUUAAACUCAUUCGGUAAAGGAAUGGAAUAUUACUUGCAGUCAACUGUUACUGAAAAUCAAAAUCAGGUUCAACAAAAUGAUGAAAAUCCUCUAGAAGAUAAAUUGGGAUUCAUAAUGUUUGAGUGUGGUCUAGAAGGAAUAACUCUGAAAAUAGUGAAGAAAUCCCAUUUUGAACAAGUAGACAAUAAUAUUUCCAUAGAAAGCACCCUCACUGACUCAAUCAAAUCCAAUGAUGAUCUAGUCAGUACCGAAAGAUCCACCAAUACGACUCCCAAAUUGACAGAACAUAAAACACCAAAUACAAAUCACACCCCAAAACCGCAGGAGAAGGAGAGAAAAUUACAAGGAGAAGAAGAUGGAAAGAAUGAUAAAGGAAGUGACAGCAAAGAAAUAAUAGGUGUUUCCAAAGACAACGGCAAUGUUUCCUCAUGUAUAAUAGAAUUCAAAGUGGUUUGGUUUAACUUUGCCGCUCCUCCUAGAGCACCUAUAACUAGAAAAAUAGACUACACCAGACUUGACUGGAAUCUACUGAGUACAGCAUCACCAGCUAUAAAUGCAUGGAUGAAUCCGAGCAAUCGCCUUGCAAUCAGAGUAGUUCAUAUGGUACGAACAAUGUACAGAAGAUCCACUGCCACUGUAGCUUGUUUGAUGGCAGAUGCACUAGAGGGGCAACGUAUCACUCUUGCGAAGAGUCGAUAUGGAAAGUUGACUCCUCUUGCCCAAACACUACAAGAAGAUCCAAGUUUACAGUUGUGUUCGAUUCUACAAAAAUAUUAUCUAGAAGCAGAUCCUUCUCAUAUCGAGAAUAACCUAAGAGAGUCUGAAAUUCCACAGUUAUUCACGUUGAGGCAGGGAGUAAUUGUUUUGAGCAGGCAAUGGAAAAACACAUUGUACACUCCUUUGAUGCCUCAUCCAUCGGUAAAAAAUCGAGUAAAACCUGUAAAUGUGACAAUAACUGUUCCAGACAUUCAAGAGGAAACGUGCAUGACUGACGGUGACGCAAGUGGCAAUGAAGAGCCUGACAUUACCGACGAACAUGCGCGCUUACUACAUGCUGGUAUCAUUCUUAAGCCAAAUGCUCAUAAGAACAUGGUACCUUUGAAAGAAGUAAUUGGACCUUUACACAAUUCUCCUCGAUUAGCAGGCUUUGGCGAUUCUUCGAGUCACACCUCUCAGGUAGCAGUUGUUUCCGGAGGGGUUGAAAGCAUUCUUACAUCUCCAAGUCCACCAGUGCCUCUAAGAAAGCGCAAAAAAAGCACUCAGCCUAUCCAGCCCCCAAACAGUAGCAGGGCUAGUGUUGUUCUACCGCUUUUGGCAAAUGCUAACAUUUUUACUGCUAAACGUGUUCAUGAAGACAAUAUAUGUUAUGGUACUCUUCAUGAAGAUAAAACUAUCAUAAAUCUGGGUUCUGAUCCUAGUGAUGUAUACAGUCACUCAAGUCCUGAAUUACCAUCCAGUCCCACUCAUCGUACCAUAGGUCAUAAUAAUUCAUCGGAAGAUUUGUAUAGUUGGAUGGCCAAACAAGAUGCUGUUACAUCAAACUUAGAAGGGUGCUUAGAGUCUAAAAUCAAUACACUACAUACAGAAUCAUCAGGAGAACCAGGUACUUUACCAAAAGAGGAAACAUCGCCCCCUGGUAUUCCUUUGUACCCAAUACAAGAUUCAGUCAGACUUAUGGAUGCUAACGAAAUUUUUCAGCCUCUGCUGUCUGGUUUGGGAGUUAUGCCACAACAACUUAGGUUCACCACAAUGUCAGAUUCAAAUUCGGGAAAUGAUGUGACAACGUUAGAUGCACUUGGUUCCAAUUUCUGUUUAGUAGGAAACAUGGAAACUAUGAGAAUUGAUAUUGUUGUGUCUGAGCAUGGAAAAAUUGAGAAAAGGAGAGGUAAAAACAAAGGAAAGAAACUGUUUAUUGAGGUCAAUGCAGACGAAUCUCCUUCUUUCGUUUGUGAAAAAGUAGCUGUAGAAUUGGAGAUUGAUAGAAUGACUGAUAUGGUAGUAAAUGAAAUGAUGAAAACUAAAAAUGUGUUAUACAUUUCAAGAGGACAGUUGAAAAACCAUACCAGUACUGUUAUUAAUUUCACUAUAGGUGUUAGAUAUAUUCAUCAAAGGGUAAAUAUGCCCUUAUUGCGACUUUUACAUCAGAUAAGUAAUAUGUAUCAGAAUGUCAAGGAUACUCAGAACGAAUUGAGGGAAGAACAACCUGUUGAAAUUCGGAGACCCAAAACCAGUGCCAGUGACCAUGCUGACAUGAAACAUCAUUCAUCAACAUCUGAUAUUCAUUAUCCCAAUAAUGAGAUAUCUAAACAGCUGAGUUUGAAAAUCUCUGAUCAAGGUUCAUAUUCGUCUCAACAUAAACCUAUUAUAUCACCGUCACCAAGCAUUCGCUCUCGUCCUCAGAGUUUUGCACAAAAAUUGCGUUCCACUGGGAAAGCCGUUAAAGGCUAUGUGAACCUUAGUGAAGGGGCAGGUACUCCCAUAACUAUGUCCAGUCCAUCUGUCUCAGCUUUGGAACAUAUACCAGUGAUAUCAGACAAAAAUUCAGGAAAAUGUUGGAAAACAAUUUAUCACCUGUUAGCGCUGUAUGCUAAUAUGCCUGAUACAAAAACUAUAAAGCACAGAUUUUCAGUUGGAACAAGUGAUAUAUCUGAGCAUUACAAAGGCAACAGAAAGUAUGAUAUUUUAACAGAAAUGAGAUCAUCUGAGGACAUGGAUAAAUCCGACAGUAAUGUACCAGUUCAACAAAAUAGGGAAAGUAGCAAGUCAAAAGGUCCUUCAAAUGAACAUACAAAAUUAGUGGUCUUUGGAGUGGCAAGAAUCCAUAGAACUAGGUUGUUAGCAACCCUUUCAGGACUCAAACUGGAAGCAGAAAUUACUAGUUUACAUUCCAGCCUAACUGUUCGCAAAAAAUCAUCACCUCAAAUGCUGGAAUGUUCACUAACAGGUCAAGUGGGUAGAACUAUGAUUGUUUUACUUGAAGGAGUAGCACCAAAUCUUCAAACUGUAGUUAAAAUUACUAUAGGCAAGUCUCAAGCAUUAUAUUCGAGUAUAACCAAAAGACAGAAGGAUAAGAAUUCAGGUCUUCUUACUGUUGGUGCAGUAAACAUAGAUAUACCUCAACAUCCUGUAGCUUUGCAUGGAAUGGUAACAAGAGGAAGCAAACAGUUGAGUUCUACGCUACAGGAAUUGAGAGUUACCAGAACAUCCAGUAGGUUAUCUAGGUUACCCCCUGAAGAUGAGCAACAAGGAUCUCCUAACCAUCAGAGUAGAGAAGAGCCAGAACCUUGUUCUAGUUUUUCUAAAUCACCCCCAACUGAUAAAGGACUCCUGCAGCCAUUAGUAAUGCAGUUUUCUGUUAUUCUGCAGAGUUUGAGUAUAACAGCUGCUCUGCUGCCCUCUCUACAAGCUCAGUAUAAAAUGGAUCAAGUGAACAGUACUGGUUUUACUGGUUCUAAGGCAAAAUUCACCAUUGAUUUGCCUCAUCAUACUCUGAGUUUCACUACAAAGCUACCACAGGGUUACAAUCAAAAUGAAAAGGCCGAAGCCAAUCUUCCGUCUGAAGCUAGCAUAGCUCUACCCGCUGUGCAUGUUGUUGCAGAAUAUAUUCCUGACAAUGCUGAUUCUGGACUGAGAGACAUGAAUGGGGGACCUGAAGGUGUAGUGUUCAGACAAGGAGGUUAUCUGAAUGCCAAUGCUGACAUUGGCGUUUUUGAACAUAGUUUAACUACAGAUUUGUUGAAUCAUUUAGUUUUUGUUCAGAAAGUAUUUAUGAAGGAAGUGAAUGAGGUAGUUCAAAAAGUUUAUGGAGGUGAAAGACCUGUUCCAAUAUGGUUAGAAGACACUGAAGAACAUUCCACUUUGAACAGGUUAUUGUUUUCAUUAGUUAUAAAAAUGCAAAGAAUGCAACUGACUGCUACAACUGCCGGAAGUUCGGCUGUACGAUUAGAAACAGGUGCUGUGGUAUUGGAGCUUUCCAACAGAGUACAAAACAUAUCUGGAUCCACUCACAGCAAUACUUCUGCAAGGCUUUUCGGAAAAGCACAAGUAGAUUUGAACUUAUCACUUGGACAGAUUAUUAGGAAUGCUGUUUUUGAAGAGGCAGAUAUUGAAUAUCAACAUGUUGCUUUUUUCAAUACCAGAAUAGGUCUGAGGAAUGCAUUCCAGAAUGAAUUGAUUGAAGGUGAAGACAAGGAAGUUGUACUAAUAACCUUAAAACGGCCACUAAUUUACAUUCAACCUGUAGCCAUAGAUAAAGCUAUCCUUGUUUGGUUAAACUACAAAAACGCCUAUGACUAUUGGAAUGAGAAACGAGCCAAUCUCAACAAAGAAGUUCUCAGCGCUACUCAACAGGUUUACGAAAAGUUCCAAUUUGGGCAACUCACGAGUCAGUUAAGUGGACCCUACUUGGGUACUUUAUUUUUACAGUUAACCGUCGAAGACAUGGGCAUCUGCCUUCCAUUAAACUCUUUGCCGUUCGCCAAUUGGAAUCAAAGAAAUGUCUAUGAAUCAUUCUCGAGUAUCUGAAAGUUAUGAAAUAUUCAAUUAUAUUCUUGAGCACAUUCAUUAAUUCUUUAAAAAAUCCGUGACGUUUAUUUUACAGCUUGUAACUCUGGUUCUCUUGUGAGCAAAGGAAAAUUCUCAAAUCUGUGUCUUCGCUUCGCAGAAGACUUUGAAAACUCUCUCGAUGACUGGAAACCUGACAUGACCGAUUCUUCCAUUAUGAAUCUUUGUGUGGUAAGCGAUGGAACUUAUGAAGUGUGUAGUCGUACCAUUGCUGCAAAGCAACCCAACGAAAAUGCUAAAUGGUUUCUAAAUGUUCAGUGGCAAAUGGAAGGUGUUGACAUUCACCUAGAUACUAAUGUUGGUAAGCAACUCUCUGCCCUUGGUCACACUUUGACGAUGUUAACAGGUGUUGAGGAUACAACAAUUCCUGUUGAUUAUGACAGUGAUGACAAUGAUGCUACUGAUGGUACAAGAACUUCUCAAGAGAGUAUUUUACCCGCUUUCAUGUAUGAUCCAAACUUAGACAAUAAGAGUCGUUCUAAGCUUAUUGAAAAAGAAAUGAACGAGCAGGCAAAAAUCAUCAAUGAUCUGAGAUCCCUUGGAGCUUCCCAUGGAACCAUCGAGAUGGAAAUGAAAAGAUUACACGAACUUGAAACACUAGUUUAUAAAGAUUUUAGAAGAGACAUGAUACAAAAAUUACGGAGGCAAAGUGUAAGAGCUUCUUCAAUCAAAGGAAAGUUUGGUUUAGGAUCCAAAUCUAAUCCUUUCAGGUCAAAGUCAUUUGUGGUACCAAGUCCAAUGCCUGAAGGUAGAGACAGCCCAGAAAUGGCAAAAGCUAGUUUUGAAACCAAUGUCGCUAGUAGUUAUGAAAGCUCUCCUAGAUCAGGGCCGUCAAGAUCCGCCUCCUUAAGGGUCAAAACUGGAGAGUGUGGACCCCGAGUUACUUUUAGUGAUACUCAGACUAUGGGCAGGCAAAAAUCUCUCCCAAGUGCCAGUUCAGAUUUAAGUCUACCUGAAACUCAACUUGGGGACUGGGUGGAUCAAAUGGAUAUCGAUGGUGAAAAGGUUAUUUUGAGGAAGAAAUUACCUGCUUCUUAUGAGUCAGUUGAAGGAUCAAUUUUGAUGGAUUCAUUUUCGAUGGAUCAGCCAAUUGGCUCUAGCUCCUUCCAAGGAACAAACUCCAAUACAUCCCAAUCAACAAUAACACAAAAAUCACAGGAGCCGAACAUUGAUCUUGAACUUGAUGUUAAAGUAUUCAUUAACAGCGGAAAGUGUGUGUUGCAUACUAAAGAUUCUGUUCGGGAGGAAGAAGUUAAAAUGUCCCGAAUGCGAAAAGAUCGUAGUUGUUCGGCUGGGCUACUGGAAUUUCCUUCUUCAUCCUCCAGUCCGGAUGCCGUUCGUAAAAAUAAAGACAAGUUUAUGAACCAAAGCACCGCUUCUAAACUCAGGGGAACUCAACAUGGGUCCAUUUCAGAUUUAACCAUAUUCCAUAUACCAGGCAUGGAUGUCAAACUGCAAUACCAGUCAAAGGUUAUUUUAGAAGACUCUGUCACCACUUUAGAGAAUGCUGAAACUUUGGCAGAUUUUGAACAGGCAUUUCAGACUCGAUCUGAUUCUAUUCGUAAGUCACCGCUGAAUGAUUCGGAAGAAAAAAGAAUUGACAGGGCAUUCAAAAGACAAGAGACACACCCCAUUGAUGUUCGAUCAAAAUAUCAAACAGAAUUCGAACUCAGAAAUUCUAACUCUAUGCAAGGAAUUAGCAAUCCUAAUUAUGGACAGAGUCCUACGUCGAGUAAGACAAGCUUGGAUAACCUUCAGUUUGACACCUUCAUCCCUAUCAGUGAAUACCAAAAAGUACCUACAGGUGCUAAUACUUCCUUCAGUAAGAAGCCUGGUGUAAAAAAGGCUUCUUUGUUUGCCUGGAUGACUCUUCAGAGUGUUCCAGAAGAAACGAUAAUUAGUCCACAUAUUCUUGAUUUCUUGGAACAAACUUUGGAUCCUAUUCCAAUAAAAGCUUUUAGUGAAACAGAUAGUUCUUUGUGGUCGACAGAUCAGGACCUCACUAACUAUGGAAAUUAUGUCUAUGCUAGUUUCCCUGUGGAUGUUAUAGUUUAUUUUCAUAUGCAGCCAAGUACUUUCCGUUUCAGCUGUUUACCAGUGUCUAGAGUUGAAUGUUUACUUCAACUUCCAUCUUUAGAUAUUGUUUUCAGUUCGAAAAGAGCUGAAGAUGAAUUACUGUAUAGUGAAUUUGGCGAUGGAACACCUAAUACAGCAGCUACUGCUGUGGGAGGAUUGAGUGUAACAAGUUGUCUCUCUGAUUUUUCUGUCUAUGUGUUUCAUCCAUAUGGAGGCAAAAAAUCAGCAUUGAAAGAAGCACAAUGGUCUCCAUUAUCUGAUAGCGAACGGAAAGACUCCCUUUCUAUAAACGUAGAGUUUGUCAAGUUUCAUUUAUCACGAUCAAGAAUGCUGAACUUCAAACAAGAAUCUGCAAAGGGCAAAGGAGGAGAUCAGAGUAGAGCAGUCAUUAGGUUUUCUACUAUUAUUGAUAUAGGAUCAGCCUCUUUUAAGUAUGACAUGAGGAGACUAACGGAAAUACUAGCUUUUCCGAAAGCUUGGUACAGACGUUCCAUUGUAAGGAGAAUGUUUCUUGGUGACUUGAGUAUGUCCACACCGUUUAAUGAUGAAGGAGAUGUACCAUCUUCACAUUCGACUUCACCUGGAAUGUCAAGAAGUCACGAAAGAUCAAAUAGGCCAGACAAGUCCCCUCUCUUGAACAACAAAGAUCGCCUUAAACUGAAUUUAGACUCUGAACAAUUGAGUCACGGAAAACUGAAAGAUCUUGGCAAAGUUCCAAGUUCAGAUUCCACCCAAGAGACUCCAAGUCCAUCAGAACAUAAAAAUAUGAGUGCAUGGGAGACAUUGGUAUUAUUUGCUGUCAACUUUAAGAAGUUGAAUGUUCACAUGAAUAUGGGUAACGUCAUGGGAAACGUUUCGUGGAUGACUAAAGAUUUUCGCAGCGAUGGUAGACUUAGUAUCGGUUCGACAGGACAUAAAAAUCUAUACAUAGGUUUAGGAUUGGGAGGCUCUAGCUUAGAUGCAAAAGGAGGCAUAGUAGGCGGAAAUAUUGAAAUAGCCCAUAUUAAUACAUACAGUGAGAAAUAUAUACCAGCAAAUAUUUUUAUGCAUGGAGUUCUGGGUUGGGAUCAACUCCAAAUGAUGAUAUCUAAAUCAACUACAGCAGAUCUGUUGAAAAUGUUCAACAAAUUGGAAGAAUUUUUCUCUCAGCAAUUCAACAGUAGCAAAAGGGCUUUCAGUAGCUUUGCAGGAAGUGGCAGAGCUGCGAGGAUUGCUCCGCAGAAAGUUCGAGAAACUCCAGCAAAUGUCCAAGCACAACCAACUAAUACAUCAGAUGCUAGACACCAUAGGCACUGGCAAAAAGUACUUUUGCAAGUUGCAAGGUUGCAACUUAAGACUAUGCACAUGCCUCUACCAUCCUUUGGUACAGUGCUAGGUGGUACAAUGGAAUUGCAAGGAAAUAAUAUAUCUUUAGCAUGCUUUCAUGGUAUUAAUUUUAAAAGCAAAUCCUGGGCGCUAUUCAGUUUGAAAGAGCCAUGUAUUAAUUUCAACACAGAAAGCCAGGAAAUACCUUCAUCCACAUCAGAGGGAUCCCAAAAACAAGACGUUCAUGUUGUUCAAACUUUGACGUGCAGCUUAGGACUAAGCACACACAAAACCCAUUUAUCAAUGGCAACUGUUUGCAAGGUAUCUAGAACUGUCAUUUUUCCGCCACAGUUCAAAUCUCUCCAAGAAUGGUUCAACUAUGCAUUUGCUAACAGUCAAAUUGAUGAAGUAGAUAAGUUUCCAUCACUUGAAAGAGAAAAACCUGAUGGGGGCUCAAUGGAACGCUCCAGGGGUACGUCAGCUUCUCCAAAACUGGUUGAUCCUAAUCAUAAUCGAGAAGUCAUUUUUGCCCUUCCAAGCUUGCAAAUACAUUUGAAAACUGAACAUUUACAAACUGCGGAUGUGCCAGAUUUGUCAGAUGAAAAACCCAUGGUUGAGUGUAGUUUCAUAACAGAAUUUGAGGAUCAUAUUUUCGUGACAGUAGAUGCAGAGGCGUUCUUCUUUUUACAUGAUUUAAUCACGUCUUAUCUUAAGGAGAAGGAACGAGUGCUUGGUGGUAUUGAGAAACGUGCGAAUUUGGAGCAAGAUAAAUUGAAACAAAUGAGUGAUACUCCAAAGAAAGGAACCAUCGAUGUAGAUAUAUUCGCCAAAGAUUGGCGUAACUUUGAGUGUAAGACUUGGCAUCUAGAACCGACAGUACGUUUGCUAAGCGUUGCAGGAAAAUAUAUUGAACCUUAUGGUAUCGACUACAUUUUGCAAAAGCUUGGAUUUUCCCAUGCGAGAACGACUAUUCCAAAAUGGAUGCAGCGUGGUUUCAUGGAUCCUUUGGAUGCUAUUUUGGCGGUGCUGACUUUGAAAAUGGUACAGGUUGUGAAGGGUGAUGGAAAUAAAGAAAAAGAGAAAGCAAUCGAGUUGAAAAAAUAAUUGUUGUACGACUGUCAAUAAUAAAGCAUUAUUUAGGUCUAUCUUAGCACUAGAGUUAACAAAUUUAGACAAAAAAAUAUGUGUCUAAGAUUUCAAUGGAUAUUAUUUGUUUGAAUUGUGAUAAUAGACUGUGACUAGAAAUUUUGUGAUAACAUGUCAAUGUUAGAAAAUACAUGGUAUCGUUGAUUAUUGUAGGUGCUUAUGACAAUGUUUUUUGCUUUCAGUUUACUUUAUAUGUUGGUUUGUAUUUAUUUUUCUCAAGAUUUUUCCUGAAGGUUAUGUUUUAAAGUUGGUUAUAUUUUCUAUUUUACGACUGAUUUUUAAAUGAUAUUAUGAAUGAUUAAAGGUCAUCUAAAACAAG